UAACGUCAGCUCGUGUCGAAGGUAAGUUGUCAGAGAUCUUUUUGGCCUCACUUGCUGAAAGUGGAUUUUGAGGGUUCAGCGAUGGAUUUUCAUCAGUAAGUUUUCAUACUGACAGUGACUUAAUUCACUGUAUAGCCCCGGUAGCAUGAUUCAUCACCAUGGGAUGACCAGUUAGUUAAACUGUGGCUGUCAGUAUUUUUGUUGGAAUGUCCUGCACAGAGGAAGUAUCCUAAAAUAGAACUAACAGCAUCUGCAGUUGCCUCUUCUGAUUUGCAUCAGCACCGUCUCACAGCCAUGGGAUUCUGUUUGCGGAGGGGGAAGUAUGUUGUGCUGCUCCUUCUUUCGCUCUCUGUGCUGGCAUGGAUUGCUACUUUUUCGGGUGAGACAGUGAAAGCCGGUCUGGCUUCAUCCACCACGCCACAGACUCUUGUCAAAGAGGACAGUCUGAGGGAUAAACUCAACACUUUGACAGCGGCGCCCGAUCACUUAAAUACUCCACCACCCAAAGCAGAAUGCCAAAAGGAGUCACCAUUGCUAAAGGGAGCUGUGAAGUUGUCCUUUGAAUCCUCUCUGAAACUGAAGGAUGUGGAGAGUGAGAACAAAGGAGUGAUUGAGGGCGAGUACGAGCCCUCAGACUGCACAGCGAGGCAGAGCGUGGCCAUCCUCAUCCCUCACCGCAGCAGAGAGAGACACCUCCUCUACCUCUUGCACCACCUGCACCCCUUUCUGCAGAGGCAGCAGCUACACUAUGCCAUCUAUGUCAUCCAGCAGGCUGGUGAUGCAACUUUUAAUCGUGCCAAGUUACUCAAUGUUGGGUAUUUGGAAGCACUGAAGGACUACAAUUGGGGGUGCUUCAUCUUUCAUGAUGUGGACCUGGUUCCAGAAAAUGAUCACAAUUUAUACCUCUGUGAUAAACAGCCCAAACACUUGGUGGUUGGCCGGAACGCAACAGGAUACAAGCUGCGGUACAAAGGCUACUUUGGAGGAGUCACAGCGAUGACCAAAGACCAGUUUCUUCAAGUGAACGGAUUCUCAAACACUUACUGGGGCUGGGGCGGAGAAGACGAUGAUCUUCGCAUCAGGGUUGAGCUGCAGAAGAUGAAGAUUGUACGGCCGCCCGCUGAUAUAGCUCGCUACACCAUGGUGUUUCACAAACGGGACAGUGGCAAUGAAAUAAACAAAGACAGGAUGAGACUGUUAGGACGAACACAGCAGGUAUGGAGAAAGGACGGACUGAACAGCUGCUCAUAUAAGACUUUGUCGCUCGAGAGGCUGCCUCUUUAUGUGAAUGUUACUGUGGACAUUGGUAAGCCACAGAGCUGAGAUUUCUUACAGGAAACCCUGCUGUGACCAAAAAAUAUUUUAUGAUGUAUUUUAUACAGUGUGUUUAGGCCACUGAGUGCAGAAAAGCUACUACGUGUGUACAAGACUCCAUAUUAAGCACACAAAAUGCACAUUGUUUUGACAAGUUUACGUAUUAGGAUUCAGUUCAGCUGGCAACUACAUCUUUGCACAUUUUUGCAUGUCAUGCUGCCUUCAUUUCUUCAUAUUUUAACCAGCCUGUAAAACUAAAUUAAUAAAACAUUCCUUUAAAUUGUCCAAAAAGAUGUUGCUACCAUCCAGCUGACGGGCUUAAUGAAUGAAUGCAUAUGCUUCAUUAUUUGCCUACAUAAUAUCAGUUUAAAACAGGCUGAUAUUUUACAUUUAAAAACCUGCGACACAUGUACAAUGUGUAUUUUGUGUGCUUCAUUAUUUUGCUGAAUAGACUUUUUCAAACAGCCCCUGCAGACACAGGUGUUGUUUCUUGUUUUGCCUGUCUAGGAGACACAGACUGACUGAUAUCUCCCUUUUGUUGCUUCCGUAUGGCCGGACCUUUAAUGUUACUUCUAGUACAUAACCUGUAUUGAUCUUGCAGAAGUCUGAUCAGGUAAGAGAUAACUGAAAACACUAGGCACAAGGCUACUUUAAGGCAAUGAGGUGUUUAACUGAUUUUAACAGAGUUUAUUCUUAGCUCACACUACAAGACGUUUGCCCUGACUUCGCUCUCCCCAAGAGGUUUGGAGCUUCCUGACAAAAGCUCCAGAUUAGAGGAAAAGAGGCGCUCGUAAAUCAGCGUUUAAGCUCUGGUUUAACUGUUUAAAGAUGCAAGCUGAACAGAUCACAUAUGCAUCCCAGAUAUCUAGCAGGCUAAAUAUCUGGACUUGUCAGGGAGCCAAGAAGCGUGCAAGACACAGGUUGAAGGAAAACAUGUGCGAAGGAUUGUUCUCAUUCCCAACUCAUCACAUGGGGACACUUGCCGUUACUUUUUAUGCUACAGUUUUGUUAAGAAAACAGAACUUCUUGGUUAAGUUUAGGAAAAGAUUGUGGCAAUAUGUGUUACAUUUGCAACAAGCUGUUAUCACAUACAGAGGAAACAGAAACAGAAAUUCAGAAAAACUCUGUUGUGAACAUGUGUUCCAACGCCAGCUUCAACAAGCAUGAGAUCAGACAUAUUUAUCUGGUAAUCCCCCGGGUAAAAGAUUGAGUGUGUAACCCUCUGUACCGGUCAAUUGUGUGGUGUGAAAACCACAAGAUGUGUAAUAUGACAUUAACUGGAUCAGGUCGUAUGAGUAAUGUGAUUUAAAGCUGAAUUAAUAGAUUUUGAUCGCUUGAUGGCAAGGAAGACAAAACAAACAGACAAACAGCGAAGGAGCCUGGAUAUACUCUUGGCUUAUUAGUUUAUAGCAAAAUAAUUCCUAAAAUAGCAUAUUAUAAUACAUAUGUUCUAUUGUUUGACACGAUCACAGCACAGUGGAUGCAAUACAUUUAAAUAAAAUGUAUCUUUACUAUUCAACUGGAUAUAAACUGGAAAUGAAUCUAAAUUUAAACUAGGUUUAUUAAUUCUAAAGCACGAUAUUUACUAAUUAACAACACUGUUCUGGCUUUUUUUUUUUUUUUUACCACAGACAUAAAACUGACAUUACAAUAGUGUUGCAUAGUAUAUGAUACCAGCGAGAUUACAGACCUCGUGAGCAGUUUCAUGUAUGAACUAUUCUCUUUCUCUACAUGUAAUUGCUCGCAACAAGUCUGUGUAUUAUCUUAAGAAACGAGACAUUGCUGUUGAGUUUUUCAGUUGUAUUUGUUGGUGCUUUGAGCACCACAAUCUAAGUGCCAUGUAGUUAAUUAUAUUCUAAAGAAGACGGACAUCUCUCCAGCUGAUAUCUGAAAGAUAGAUAGAAUAAAAAACAUGUAUUUUUGAUUUGGGGAUGAACUGUCCCUUUAAUUAAAUCCUAAUAUUGUUAUUAAUGCUAGAUAUCUGAGGUCUUUAUCAUCCAAAACUUGCCAGUAACAUUACUGCUCUGUAUCAUAAAUUAAGGAAUUAAAAAAACAAAUUAUUAUUAAUACGGACAGUAUAGUUUGGUAUCAGCAGACAAUGAAUGGACCUGGGGUGCAGAAGAAACAAGAGAUCUUUAAUUAAAUUUGCUAACAUAUAGUGUUAUUGGUUAGAAGGUUUUAAUUAAUUUAUUAGAAUUAGUGGGCACUGUAAAACCUGGCUGCUCUAGAAUCAACUUACAUUAUUUUUUUUUAGCAUUACCUAAAAAGCUAGGGCUGACUUGUGCCAACUGGCUUUAUUUCCAGAACUUAAUAAUAAUAAUAAUAAUAAUAAUAAUUUUUUUGUCUUGAAAAGUAAUUUUAUAUAUAUAUAUUUAAAUAUAUAUAUAUAUGCCUUAUGUGCAUGUUUUCAAGCAGGAAUUAAAGGGUGGUGGAUUCUUAUUUAUUACUUUAUCAUUUUUUAAGUGAUGAUUGUUGUCUUUUGAGACCGAUCAAUAUCACUUUUUCUUAUUCUUAUCGAAAGUCGAGAAAAAUCUGCAUAUUUAUACUUUGAUCAUUGCAUGCUGCCUAUAAAUAGUCUGAUACACGCAUAUCAAAUGUGUUAAAUAAAUGAUUUUGUUUCAUUUAGCCUAAUUUAUACUUUGAAGGAUGUGUAGCUGCUGGUGUGUUACAACUACAAUGUGUUUUGUCUUUAUUUG
Molecule: messenger RNA, 4010 nt
Organism: Centropristis striata (black sea bass)
Lineage: Eukaryota; Metazoa; Chordata; Actinopteri; Perciformes; Serranidae
Gene: b4galt4
Product: UDP-Gal:betaGlcNAc beta 1,4- galactosyltransferase, polypeptide 4
Exons: 7
Coding region: 295-1323 (342 amino acids)
Biological process (GO): carbohydrate metabolic process
Molecular function (GO): glycosyltransferase activity
Source: RefSeq, a predicted model, not a curated record